CCCUCCUCUCCUCUUUAUAUCCUUAUUGACGGGCCUCAUCAUUCCACUCAUCUUAAUUCUCUCUCACUCUCUCUAAGCAUGAAAUCCAUAGAAGUAUUCUGCGCCUCCCCAGCUUCAACAGCGAUAUGCUCGAGCACGGACCACCGCACCAUAAUCCGGCACGGAAUGAGAUCUGUCCACCGCCUCGGAGAAACUCCGCGAAGCAGACGAUCAAACGCCGCUCCCUGCUCCUCCCAUCUCCCCUUCGAACCUUCCACUAAGUCCGCCAAAGACGGCGAUGUUUUGAGGCGAAAGAGCUCAGCCGACGUCUACGAUUUAGCCUCCCGCCGCCAUCUCAGCAACAAGCCUUUCCUCGAUUUCAUCUCCGACUCUCAAACCGCCAUCGUUCCUAGCCAGCCCCUCGUCAGAGAUAGCAACGAUAAGCGCUUGAAUCUGGAGUCCUUUCGGUCUCUCUCCGCCCGCCCUCACGAAUCUCCCGUGUUUAGGCCUUCCUCCACGGAUUCCGCCGCCGCCGGGAAACUCAUCGAUCAUCUCAAUGCUCACAGAUCUUCCCUCACUCCAUCAAAUCGCCAUCAGGUUUCAUCUUAUCCUGCUUCGUUUAUGCAUUUAAUCAUUUCAAUUAAGGUUUCUGAUUAUGGUUUAAUUAAAUCACAGGUUGUUGAGUUGAGGGUAUCGAUCCACUGCAAGGGCUGUGAAGGAAAACUCAGAAAACAUAUCUCCAGAAUGGAAGGAGUGACAUCAUUUAGCAUAGAUUUGGAGACGAAAAAAGUGACGGUAAUUGGGAGGGUCACGCCUCUAGGUGUGCUGAGUAGCAUUUCAAAGGUGAAGAAUGCCCAAUUUUGGCCAUCUCCGGCCUCGUCGUCAUCAUCGUCUUCGCCGUCACCGUCACCGAGAGUUACUACUCUCAUGUCUCCAAGAGUCAGUGUCACAAGAUAGACUGAUAGUACUACUUAUUAAUUUAAAUCUGUGUUAGGGUUUAUGUUCUGGACUAUCAUAUUUUAUUUCACUAAAAUAUGUUAAAUUUGGGUUGUAGUAUGUUGUGAGUGACUGUGUGUAUAAAAAAAAGCUUAAUAAUUGUGAUUGCCAAUUAAUUUGCAUUUCAA
Messenger RNA from Salvia splendens (bonfire salvia), 1103 nucleotides. Its product is annotated as protein SODIUM POTASSIUM ROOT DEFECTIVE 2. The record is from RefSeq and is a predicted model, not a curated record. Bases 79 to 936 code for a protein of 285 amino acids. Gene Ontology annotation, molecular function: metal ion binding. The transcript is spliced from 2 exons. Lineage: Eukaryota; Viridiplantae; Streptophyta; Magnoliopsida; Lamiales; Lamiaceae.